AGAGAGAGAGAGAGAGAGAGAGAAAAGAGCGAGAGAAAGAGUGAGGAUAACGAAAGAGCAUGAAAGUGUAUGAAAAGCGUCAACUUUGUAUGAGAAAAUUUCGUUCUUCUUUGCUGCCAUGUAUAGAUUACAGUUGCCACGACGACAGUUCUCUAACUUGGAAACUGAAGACUUGGUGGAACAGCCCCCCUCUCUUAAAAUUAUGUCACCCUCUGGGAUAGAUAAAAAGCAUGUAUUCCGUGACAUAAUACUCUGUAUAAUCUUCUUAAUAUUCGGCAUUUUAAUUGGAUGGUUUUCAAGGAGUACACACCAUGAGAAAAAAAACCAUAACUUGGCUACAGCUUCAGCAUCACCUGAACAUUCAAAUCAAUUUUUUACUUCAUAUUCAACAACUGAAAGUCACUUACUGAGGUAUGAUCCCAUUGAAAAGAUUUUAGCAAACCUAGAUAAACAGAAAAUCAGAAGUAAUUUACGAGACUAUACACAAAGACCUCGUUUAACAGGAACGCCUGGUGAGAAAGAAUUAGUGGAUAAAAUCUUUAAAACAUGGAAGGAGAACGGCUUGACUGACGUUGUUAUCACACCAUAUAGAAUUUAUAUGUCAUAUCCAAACAUAACUCAACCAAAUCAGGUUCAAAUCCGUUUUCAAAAUCAAUCAGUGUUUACGUCCCAUUUCUAUGAAAAAACACUCAGAAAAGAAGAUGAUUCAUCAAAACUUGUGCCACCUUACAAUUCCUUUGCACCCAGUGGCAUUGCUGAGGGUCCUUUAAUCUAUGUCAACUAUGGCAGAAUUGAAGACUUUCAGUACCUCCAUAAAAAUCAUUCCGUAAACUUCACUGGCUCAGUAGUCAUUGCACGCUAUGGAAAGAUUUUUAGAGGUGAUAAGCUAAAAAUAGCAGCCCAAUACAAUGCAAGAGGAAUGAUCUUGUACACAGACCCAGCGGACUUCAACAUUGGUGAGAAUCAAACAUAUCCAUAUACAUGGUGGCUACCUGAACAGGCUGUGCAGAGAGGAACAGUGGGUUCUGAUGGAGACUACUUGACACCAUUAUAUCCUGCUACAGAAGAUGCAUAUCGGAUAAGUUUGGCUGAAGCUAAAAAGCUGUUACCAAAAAUACCUUGUCAACCCAUUGGUUAUGGUGAUGCUCAAGUAUUAUUAUCUGAGAUGGCUGGUGAUGUAGCUCCUUUAGAUUGGCAGGGAAAACUCCCCAUAACAUACAGAAUAGGUCCAGGUCAUGUAAAUUCUUCAUUAACAGUCAGGUUACAUGUGAACAACUACGAGAACAUUACAACAACAUGGAAUGUCAUUGGAUACAUUAAAGGGGAAUUAGAGCCAGAUCGGUAUGUCAUACUGGGAAAUCAUCAUGAUUCUUGGGUUUAUAGUGCUGUAGAUCCUUUGUCUGGGGCUGCAUCUUUGACUGAGAUCACACGAGUUCUGGGAAAUAUGUCAAUGGAAGGCUGGCGACCAAGAAGAACAAUCGUAUUUUGUUCAUGGGGAGGGGAAGAACAGGGUCUUAUUGGCUCUACAGAAUGGGUUGAGGAACAUAUGAAAGAAUUGUAUGAACGUGCUGUUGCAUAUCUAAAUGUGGAUUAUGCUCUUGACUUUUACGAUAAACUGUCUAUAAAUACAAGCCCAUUGCUGCAAGAUGUUAUGUAUAAAAGUGCCAAAAAGGUUCCCAAUCCAAGCCCACACCACAGUGGUACUACUUUGUAUGAUAAUUGGAAACACCAGUACCCUGAAGAAGAUGAGCCAAAGGUGAGUUACUCAUUAGGAUCUGGCAGUGAUAUGGCAACAUUUUACCAGCGUGCUGGUGUCCCAAGCAUGGACUUUUUUUAUACAUAUGAUACAGAAAAGUGGAAAACAUUGUCUUACCCUUCGUACCACACUGCCUAUGACACAUUUUAUUAUUACGCUAAAUUCGUAGACCCCAGCUUCAAUUAUACACUUGCUAUCUCACAGUUGUGGUCAAUACUAGCCUGUUACCUGGCUGAAGACAAAAUUUUAGAAUUUGAUCUCCGGCGAUAUUCCAACAUCAUUGCAGUGUCUGUGUAUGACUUAUGUAAAAAGCAUGAUCACAUUUUCUCAAACCGUUCAGUCAAUAUUGGUUAUUUCACAUUUUCUCUUUGCAGCCCAUUACAAGUACGAAUACUGAAUGACAAAAUGAUACAACUGGAGAGAACUUUUAUUGAUCCUGAAGGAAUAAUUGGCAAAAGACAAUACAAACAUGUCAUUUUUGCACCUAUGGAACACGAUGCUUACUCGGAUGCUUCUUUCCCUGGAAUCAAGGAGUGUAUUUGGAAAAUAGAAAAUGAAAAUGCUGAUGUUUGGGAAGAGCUGAAGCAGCAGAUCUCAGUUGCUACGUACACAAUUCUGACAGCCGCUGAGUCACUUGAUGAAAUUGGAUUAGGGUUUAACAGAGCAAACCAUACCGAGUGAUCUGGUGAUCCGUCAAGCCUAUUACAUCAGUGAUCAGAAUCCAGAGCUUGUUAACUGAGUGAUCCAUCAAUCAAAUAUUGAUGAUGUGGAUCACAUUCCAUGCAUUUUUUAAGUGAUCCAUCAACGCUAAAUCAUCAUGAUUCAUGGACUUUACAAAAUAUUAUUUUAGACUAUUUUUUAAAUCCAAUCUUUUAUUAUUAUUAUUAUUAUUAUUAUUAUCAUUAUUAUUAUUAUUAUUAUUAUUAUUACUUUCAAUUUUUUAUUAUUAUCUUUUCAUUUUUUUCUUCAAAUGAUCGUUUUACUGAGAGUUGAACGAGAUAUUUGGAAAAAGAGAAAAGAAAAAUGAUGAGGUGUUAUUUAAUCCAAAAGAAAACAUCGAAACUACACUGGUAUAUUGGUUAGCUAUAUAACAUAUUUUCUCACAAGUUUUUAAUACCCUAAGGGAUCAGUUUUGAUCCUACAGAUCAAUUUCCCCUUCAGUUUGCUACCACAACAUAACAGUAUAGAUACCAAUUUACUGUCAUUAGCUUCCAUUCCUUGGUGCUAAUUCCUUGGCAUUUCCCUACACUCCAAAUUUAUACAGCUUCAGGUUUUUUUCUGUUAUUUCUGGGAUAUUUCUGGGAUUAUAUUCAAUGUUUUAGUAAAUUAUAAACUCUUCUUUUGUUCAUUUUC
Octopus bimaculoides (California two-spot octopus) is the source of this 3109-nucleotide messenger RNA. RefSeq names its product N-acetylated-alpha-linked acidic dipeptidase 2. Gene Ontology annotation, molecular function: carboxypeptidase activity. Lineage: Eukaryota; Metazoa; Mollusca; Cephalopoda; Octopoda; Octopodidae. The record is from RefSeq and is a predicted model, not a curated record.